AUGUUCAACGCCCCACGGCCCACACACGCCAACUACACCGGCUUCGGCGGCUCCUUUGUCGACGAGUCUGCCAACCCGCUCGCCGCAAGCGCGUAUGACGAUGGACUGGAUCCUUGGUCGGGAAAUCCGUCGCCGGCUCCGCCGCCUGUAGGGCCGGUGGUUGCUACUUCUCUCGGAGGCUACUGUGUGCCGAGUAUGUAUCAUGCUGCGUUUAGCGCUAUGGAUCCCACCGGAAGUGGAGAGUGCUCGGUCAACGCUGGUCAACGCGCUUCGUCGCUACGUUCACAUAUAUUCACUCAAUACCGUCGUUACGCGCUGCCGUUUAGAUACAGGACUAUAUCCGCAUGUGAGUGA
This is a messenger RNA of Peniophora sp. CBMAI 1063, 354 nucleotides long. Lineage: Eukaryota; Fungi; Basidiomycota; Agaricomycetes; Russulales; Peniophoraceae. The record is from the annotation of a GenBank genome assembly.